Chlamydomonas reinhardtii is the source of this 5195-nucleotide messenger RNA. RefSeq lists its product as uncharacterized. Lineage: Eukaryota; Viridiplantae; Chlorophyta; Chlorophyceae; Chlamydomonadales; Chlamydomonadaceae. The transcript is spliced from 3 exons. The record is from RefSeq and is a predicted model, not a curated record. The coding region runs from base 87 to 4187 and encodes 1366 amino acids. Gene Ontology annotation, biological process: protein import into nucleus; RNA export from nucleus. Gene Ontology annotation, cellular component: nuclear pore central transport channel; nuclear pore. Gene Ontology annotation, molecular function: phospholipid binding; structural constituent of nuclear pore.
CGCAUGGAUGCACCUGCCUGUUUGCCCAGACGCGUUCCCGUGUAGUCCCCGAGUAGCAGGCUCGCACGCAACACGAGGCAGCCCGCAUGGCCUCCUGCAGCUCUCAUGGCCUGCAUUUCGCGGGGCCGGUGGCGGGGCGGCUGGGCGCCUGCAGGCACGCCUGCAGGCUGAUCGAGCGGCCGCUCACGGCUGCGGCUACACUCGCGCGCCGCGGCUCCUUCCCGCCGCUUCUUGUUAGCUCUUCACAGCAGCUUGCCAACGACGAUUAUUCAGCUGCUGCAGCUGCCUCGGGCACCACGGGCUUUGCGAGCACAGUCGCGGCCGCUGCAUCUCGUGGUGUCGGCCGCGGCUCGCCGGCCGGCAACACUGACCCACGUCUGCGACGCUGGCGGAGUUUCAGCAGCGGCACAGGCGGACGUAGCGGCGGCGGAGGCGAUUGCGGCAGCAGCAGUAGCAGAGGGCGUGGGCUGCGCUCGUGCGCACAGGGUGGCGGCGACCCACGGCAGCGGCCCGCAGGCCCCGGCGACGGGGGCGGUUUAGAUGGUGGCCGGCGCAGCGGCAACAGCUUCGAUGAUGCCAGCUCUGUGCCCGAAGCGCACCCGUUCACCUGGGCAGGCGGCGUCUUCACCUCCGCCGACCCUGGCCUGCUCCAAGACCUGCAGCUGCAGCAGGGGCAGGAGGACGGGGAGGAGCAGCUGGCGGCGGGCUGCGAUGUGCGUGUGUUCGCGGCGGGUGCUCCAGCCGAGGGCCUGGCAGGCAGCGUCUCAGCCGCAUCACCUGAAGUGGGCAGCUGCGUGUUGCGAUGCGCCGGCCUGGCGUCAGUGCUGUGCCUGGCGUCCGGAGAGGCGGCGCUAGUGGCGGUGGUGCGCAAGGGCCGUGGCGGUCAGCGGCCCCCGGAGCUGUGGGCGGCGCCGGCUCGGAGCGGCCAGGGAGGCCUGGGGCAGCAGCUGGCUAGCAAGGAGCAAUCAGGUUCAAGUGCUUGGGGCGUUGGAGGUCUGGCUUCGGCGCCAAUCGCUAUAGCGACAGCAGGGCUUGAGGCGCGGGAAAGGCAGUCUGGCGCUGGCGGCAGCGACGCCAGCAGUCGCGGCAGCGGUCGCGGCAGCAGCAGCCCCGCCCCAGCUGCUGGCACCGCCCCAGCUGCUGGCACCGCCCCAGCUGCUGGCACCGCCCCAGCUGCUGGCACCGCACCUGUCAACACCAGCAGCAGCACUGGCAACAGUACCGCGAUGGAGGCGACCAUGCGGCUGGACGCGUGUGGCGUCUGGAUUGGCCUUCGCGCUCUGCAGCAGGUCUACGGCCCCGAGCGGCUAGACGACAUCCGGCGCUCCCUCCUUGAGCGGCCCUACGACCAGCCCAUUGCGCUGUUCGACGCCCAGGACGGAAGGAUUACGGCACGCUACCGAGGAGCGCUCAGAGGACAUGUGCCCGACAGCACAUGUAAGGGGCCACCCAGUCCGCGUCUGAAAAUCUACGACCGCACGGAUGCGCCGCUGUUGUGGUCAGCCUACUUGUUUGCGCGGCUGCUGCAGCUACGCCCGGGGGCGUUGCUGCGGCUGCGCGGCUUUGACACCGAUGGCCACACGCUAGUGGUGGAGUUGGUGUCGGCGGGCGGGCAGGUCAGUGGCGGUGGCGGCAGCGGCAUACCAGCAGCGGUACGGCUGGCAUCCAGUGGCAGCUGGCGUGGCAAGGCCGCCAUAAGUGGUGCCAUUGGGGAGGAGACGCUGCGGGAGAUGGAGCGCCUCAUCGCGGACACGGGCCGCCCCUACCCGCUCACCAUCGCUGUGCUCGAUCCGGACACGAGCGUUGUCACGGACCGCUACAGCGGGACACUGCGCCUGAAGAUGAGUACAAGCUGUGCAGCACCUUUAAUCAGUUGCGCCAAGCUCAACAGGCACCAGCGCCUGUGGCCAGGAGAUGAGCUGCUGCUGCGGCGCUAUGACGGGGCCAGUCGGACGCUGGAGGUGACAGUCCUAAGGCGGAGCGGCGGCAGCAGCAGGGAGCGGCCAGCGGCAGUGUACACCUGCAGUGAAGGGGCUGGUACGGCGGCUGGCGCCAAGGCGGCUGGUACUGAGGCGCCGCCGCCGCCGCCUCUGCACGCCGGCUCCGCUGCCGCCAGCCCCAGCCGCAGCUCCGCCGGCGGCGGAGCUCCACCUCCUCAGCACUCAACCACCGCCACGGACCGCCAACGGCAGGUAGCAGCGGCAGCAGGCCGCACCACAGCUUCGGGUGCUGGGGCCCUGGAACUUCAGGCGGCGGCGCCGGCAGCGGCGGCAGCAGCGAUGCUUAAGGUGCAGGAGGUGCACCCUUGCGCUGGCGGCAGUGUUAACAGCGGCCCUGGUGCAGCUGCUGUCACCACGCUCAUUGACACCAGCAGCAGCACUGGCAACAGUAUUGCGCAGCAGCUGACCAUGCGAAUGGACAAUAACUACGACUGGAUCGGCCUCGGCGCGCUACAGCAGGUCUACGGCCCCGAGCGGCUAGAUGACAUCCGGCGCUCCCUCCGUGAGCGGCCCUACGACCAGCCCAUUGCGCUGUUCGACGCCCAGGAGGGGACAAUCACGGCGCGCUUCCGGGGAGCGCUCAGAGGACAUGUGCCCGACAGAACAACAAAAGGGCCACCCUGUCCGCGUCUGAAAAUCUAUGACCGCACGCAUGGCAGCUCAUUUGCGCGGCGGCUGCAGCUGCGUCCGGGGGCCGCACUGCGGCUGCGCGGCUUUGAUACCGAUGGCCACACGCUAGUGGUGGAGUUGGUGUCGGCCGGCGGGCAGGGCAGUAACAGCAACAGCGCUAGCAACAGCAGCAGGGCUAGCAACAGCAACAGCGCUAGCAGCAGCAGCAGCAGCAGCAGCAGCAGCGCUAGCGGCAGCAGCACCGGCGGCGCUGGCGGCAUCCCAGCAGCGGUACGGCUGACAUCCAAUGGCACCUGUUGGGGCAAAGCCGCCCUGACUGGUGCCAUUGGCAAAGAGAGGCUGACUGCAAUCCAGCACCUCGUCACCAACACGGGCCGCCCCUACCCGCUCACCAUCGCCGUGCUCGAUCCCGACACGGGCGCCAUCACGGACCAGUUCAGCGGGUCGCUGUGCCUGCAUAGGCCAGGGGCACACACUUGGUACAUCAGCUGCUCCAGGCUCAACCAGCGUUUGGGCCUGGGGAAGGGAUCUCGGUUGCAGUUGAAGGGCUAUGACGAGACCAGUCGGACGCUGGAGGUGACGGUGCUGAGGCGGGGCGGCCGUAGCGACAGCGACAGCAAAGCCGAGAGGGCAGCAGCAAUUGAGACGGUCGUGUCGGGCCCCGCGGAUGGCGUGCCGGCGGCUGCCACUCAUCAGCAGGCGCCGCCGCCGCCGCCACCGCCAAUGGUCUCUACUUCCGCUGCCACCAGCCCCAGCCCCGGCGGCGUUGGCAGCGACGGCGCCUUGCAGCACCCAAUGGCCAUCGCGGACCACCAAUGGCAGGCGGCGACGGCAGGGCCGGACGCAAGCCGUGGUGGGGGAGGCGCCGUCCCGGUGGCCACCAGCGCUGCCGCUGCGGCUCCCGCUAGGAGCCCGCCUGCCGCACCCGACCGGCUGGCCCCGCCGCCGCCGCCGCAGGGGUACGUGGAGCCAGCCGCCGCUCAGCUGCCGCCACCACAGCAGAGGCCAGGCGGAAUGGGGCAUGGGCACGCGAUCGCAGCCCCGGCGCCGGCUGCAGCAGUCACUCCGGGGCUUGGUGAUACCGGGGAGACGGUGGAGGCGGGUUAUGCGACAAGUUGGGACGGCGUCGGCGGCAGCAGUGGCAGUGGUGGAGCAGCGGCCGCGACCCCGCCUGCGGUGGUGGCGGCGGAGCAGAGAGGCGGUAAGCGGGCGGAGGAGGAGGACGAUGGCGGAGAACGGCGGGCAGCGGAAGGAGGAGCAGCCGGGAGUCUGUCGGCGGGGUCCGGGCCGCUGCCCUCACAGCAGUCCGCGCCUGACCCGCUGGCCGAACUGCUUGCCGCCCUCAGGGGUGUAGAGGCAGCACGCGCCGAGGCAGACGCAGCUGCAGCCGCCGCGGCUGCUGCUGCGUCUGCAGCUGCGGCCGCGGCCGAAGCCGCUCAGGCGGCCGUACAUGCUGCCACCGCAGAGGCGGAGGUGAAGGCUGCCGCGUAUCUAGCUGCUGUUGCAGCAGCGAGGUCUGUGGGAGGGCAAGCGCGGAAGCGCAGAGCAGAGGAUUGACGGUCCUAGGUUGCGGCUCAGCAGGUGUGGCGCAGCAGCGGGCCGCACUGUUGCCUUGGUGGUACCCCGGCGGCCACUCCUAGUGCGGCAAGAGAGGAAAGGGGGCUGGAGUCAACGUAAGAGAUGUGUCCGGGGACAUGGACACACGAUGCACAGGGUGAGGCAAGGUGCGUGCCAAGUCGGGAGGCGUGCGGGGCGUGCACCUGAACGGGCUGCACCAAGCUGUGUCGGCGACAGCAGAUGCGAUACUGUAUGACGGCUCUUGGGAAUGGCGGCGGGUGUGGCUCAGCAGCGCGGGCCGCACUGCUGGCGGACCGGCGGCCUCGCUUGCUGCACAGCCUGAGCGGCUGCCGCAGUGGUGGUGGCCGCGGAGGAGGCUGGGCGGAGUACACGCGGGUGUGAUACGAGCUCGUACGAGGAGGUUUAUGAGUACCAUUAGGUAGCUCGGUUCAGCCUUUCAGGCGGCGUGGGCAUGGCUCAGGCAUGGGCACAUGGCUAAACGGCCAGGUGGCUUGCUGGGGUGCGUGGGGGUAGGGACGUGGCGGCUCAGGCAUGGCUCAGGUGCUGGGCAGAUCGCGUCUGUGCGUGCAUGUCGCUUGGCUGACUUGUCACAAGUAAGUAACGCACACGCAGCAUGCUCGAGGGCGCUGUGACUCUGGCAUUUGACGGAAUUGGAUGGCACUGCUGCGCUGACGCGAACACAAAGUAUGGUUUCAUCUCUGCGAGGCGGACGCAAGCAUGGAAGUGCGAUGGAACAGUGUUAAGGCAGGUUGGUGAAGUCCCGUAGGGUGCAGCUAAUUCCCAAACCCCAGCAGAUGGCAAACAAUCUGCAACGGCAGGGCAGGAGUGAGCGGCUGGUUGAACGCCGGAUUGCACACGUUGAUCUUAAACUCGCUUAUAAGUGCUGUACGGUGUUGAGCCACGUGCCAGGAGCGUGCGGAGGAAGAGGUGGAGUGCACACGGCUGUCUUGCGCUGACACACUACUGCGGCUUACUGACAAGUGUUCU